Molecule: messenger RNA, 2250 nt
Organism: Erpetoichthys calabaricus (reedfish)
Lineage: Eukaryota; Metazoa; Chordata; Cladistia; Polypteriformes; Polypteridae
Gene: fastkd4
Product: transforming growth factor beta regulator 4
Exons: 11
Coding region: 201-2072 (623 amino acids)
Biological process (GO): regulation of mitochondrial mRNA stability; mitochondrial RNA processing
Cellular component (GO): mitochondrial matrix; ribonucleoprotein granule
Molecular function (GO): RNA binding
Source: RefSeq, a predicted model, not a curated record
UCUCGUCAUAUGAUAACAGGAAGCGGUGCUUGCAUGGGCGUGAUUUAGUGACGUCAUCUGGGGGCGACCGCUCUUCCCUGGGCCCAUGUGAAACGUGACUUUUCAACAAGCCUUCAAGGUGGCUGGGUUAAAUUAAAGGAAAAGUCCUGUAACAUGAGUCAACUCUUCUGCCAACUUGAAGUACCUUAAUUCGAAACCUCAUGGCUCUGAGAUUGUUCAGCCGCUGUGUUCGUCCAUUUGGAGUUGCCUCCAUUCAGUCCGUCUCAACUAAAUUCAGGACUGCCUUGCCGCAGCAUAGUUUGGCUUCUUUAGUUUCCAACCUGCAUUCUUCCCCCAGCAUUGUAGCCACUGGAAAACGGGGUGUGGCAGAUGUCCAAGAGGCAGGAUUCUUUCGGGCUCCAGAACGGACAGAAUUUGAUGAUGUGAUUGAAAAUGCAGAUAAUUUCAGCGAAUUAAUGAAAGCUUGGGAAGAACGAGGGAGCAGUGCUAAUCAGGCUACCCGCAUUAUUGCACAGCUCCGUCGAAUCUGCACAGAAAAAGGAAUACCCACAAAUAACAUUCUUAAGGAUCCGUGCUUCCAGCAGCUGCUCCAAGCCAUUGACACACAGAUCUCAACAGUAUGGAAUGGAAACCUAGUGGGGUUGCUGCGUUGCCUUGGACCCUUAGGCUUAGCCCCUGAACACCCUUUCUUGCGUUCAGUUCAGCAUGAGAUUCACUGGCGACUCCGGCGACUCAGCUAUAAGCAUCUUGUGGUGCUGGUAGAUUUUUUUUCUGAUCAUGCCAGCACUGAUCAGCAAAGAGAAUUGUACAGCAGUGUGGUAAAGCAGCUAGAACUACGUUGGACAGAGAUCACUGAACCUCGCACUAUUGCCCUUCUCAUGAACAAAGUGGGCCAUUUGUUUCCAACAUUGAUGGACCGCCUGGAAGAUAAGGCGUUAGAGUUGGCUGAAAAGUUUACACCUGAAGACGCUAGGAGGGUGGCCCUGGCUUUAGCUACUCAGAACCGCCGUUCAGUCCCACUGUUGCGUGCUCUUUCUUAUCACCUAUCACAAUGGCGUGGAACAGAAUUAAAAACUGGUUUGCUUCUUGAUCUUGCUUUCACCUAUGGCAAACUAAAUUUUCAUCAAAGCCAGGUUUUCCAGCGGAUUGCAGCAGAUCUGCUGCCUCGUGUUCCUGAUCUUUCAGCUAGUGAUGCCACCCGCUGUGCCAAGUCCUUUACAUUCCUUAAAUGGCUAAAUCUACCUCUGUUUGAGGCCUUUACACAGCAUAUAUUGGAUAACAGUAAAAGUUACAACUCAAAUCAUCUCUGCAACAUGGUGCUGGCCUUUGCCCGUCUCAAUUAUCAACCCAGUAAGGCAGAUGAAUUCUUUGAUGUGGUUCACAAGAAUCUAGGGAAAGCAAUGGAUCAGUUAGACCCUUUUCUGCAGGUAGACCUGGCAUGGUCUCUUUGUAUUCUGCAGCAGACUGAAGGUGGCACCUAUAUUCAAACAGUUCUGGAGCCCAGUUUCUGCAGGAAUCUGACAGGUCUAGGCGAGAGCCAGACAAAGAUUGAGAGUUACAAGCUAAAACUGAUGCACAUCAAUGCCACAGCAAGGCUAGAGUGCCCAGAAUACCAAGGACUAGCCCUUACAGAAGAGAUGCACAUAUAUCCAGAGGAGAAGAAACCCUCACCACUUCAGUCUGGCCUGAGAGAGGCUCUCCGUGGCCUUACUGGAGAUAAUGCAGAUAUGUAUCGCACUGCCAUCAAUACUGUGCAUGGCUGGCUGAUUGAUGGUGAGCUGCUAUUAAAUUCAGAGAAUAAGCCCAUUCCUUUGGGGGUCCAGCCGACUGGAACACAAGUUGGUGGUUGUCACAGGAUAGCUUUCCUGGCUUGUGAAUUUCCACACUAUGUCUCUAAAAGUAAAGAUCUCCUGGGAAGAUUUGUGAUGCAGCGACGUCAUUUACGACGAGCAGGCUACCUCAUAGUGGAUGUACCAUACUUUGAGUGGCUGGAGCUUAAAUCAGAUUGGCAGAGGGUAGCUUAUUUAAAGGAUAAGAUUGGAAAAACUGUGGCUGAAGAUAUGGCAAAGUGAAUCCUUAUUAACUCAUUAAUGCUGUGUUUGCAUUGGAGGACUCCAGUAAGGUUUCCAAGCAACCAAGAUUCUUGCUGCUGAGAUUUUACUAUCCUGUCAUUAUGGCAUCCACCUACCGCUUGUUUUGUUUCUAUGGCAACUUGCUGGCCCGUCUUUGAUAAAGGAGAUGUAUGUUCAA